AUGUUUCGUUUAUUCUCAAGAAUCUCUAACGCGUUAGACUCAAAAAUCAUUGAAAACCUGCAUCUGGCGAUCUCAGAUCUCGACUCGGAUGGCUUCGACGCUGAGAAAUGUGUGCCCGCUUUUGCGGCAUUUCUCCGUGAAUUCAUCACAUGGGAUCUCACGAAAUCUCCAGAAAGAUCACAAAAUAUCCUUUAUUGCUUCAUGAAUUAUCUUAAAAAUCCACAAAUUUUGAAAGAAAUUUGUGUGGAAAUUCUGAAAACUCAGAAGGCGGUGGCGGUGAAAGUGGCGGUGGAGAGAAUGAUCGAAGAAAACUGGACGCUGUCGCACGAGGAAUGUCGAGAAGUCUGGAAGAAGAUAAAAGAUUCGAAAAUCGAUAAAAAUUCUGAAAAUUCCACAGAAAACUCGAAAAUUCUGAGAGUUUCUGGAACUCCUAAUCGAUUUUUGCGCACUUUGCUGUUGGAUUCCAUGGGAAAUUCGACGAAAUUUGGAGCUGAUUUCUUGAAUGAAUUGGCGGUGGUGGCACCAUUUCAUCCGUUAAUUACUGCGGAAACCUCCGGAACUUCCUUCCUCACCCCUCAUGUCUUCUCCGAUGAGUACCGUUUCCGUCUAGAAAUCGAAGAAUUCAUUCAAUUCCUCCAUCCCUCAUCUCCAUACCAAAAAGAGCAAGCCCGUGUGAUGCUCCACGUUUUCCAAGGAAUCUGUGAGAGAAUGAUGAGAAUCAAGGCGCUUCGAAGUGAAGAUAUCGAGCCAAUGGUGGACUUUUGGCUCGCCGCGAUUCGAAUUUUCGAUGGAUUUGGAAUCGGAAUGAGUGAUAUCCAAGAGGCAGCGAAGAUGAUAGAGAAGACGUCGGAAAGAUUCGAGAUUCAGCGACGGCCACUGUUUUUAAAAAGGUUUUUGCGGAAAAUUUGUGAAGUGAAAGACUCAAAUUGCGGAAUGGAGCCACAAAUCGUCGCAACGAUAAUCACCACGUUCCAGCGAGGUGCUUUCAGUCUCCGCUCUUCAGAAUUCUACGAAGAACUCGGUGAAUUCUGGACGCUUUGCUUAAAAGUGAAGUAUGACGAUGUCUACUACUCUACUGUCUUCUACUCGGCGGUUUUCGCGUUGGCGCAGGCGCAAGCUGUGUUCAAAGUGAAACGAGAGUUGUGUCGAGCUGUUUAUAAGGAGAUUUUGCAACCGAUGCACCGACAAAUUGUCGAUUUUAAGAAGCUGAAAGAGGUGGAGAUGAAUAAAGCGAGGAGCGAUGAGGAGGUCAUGGUUUUGGAGGAGAAGAAUCUGGGAGCAAGCUAUUUUUCGAUUUUGACGUGUACUUAUAGAAAUGCCGAGGAACGAAUUCUUGAGUUUAUUAAAUAA
Messenger RNA from Caenorhabditis remanei, 1350 nucleotides. RefSeq lists its product as uncharacterized. The record is from RefSeq and is a predicted model, not a curated record. NCBI's taxonomy places the organism in Eukaryota, Metazoa, Nematoda, Chromadorea, Rhabditida, Rhabditidae. The transcript is spliced from 3 exons. Bases 1 to 1350 code for a protein of 449 amino acids.